Messenger RNA from Oppiella nova, 132 nucleotides. Lineage: Eukaryota; Metazoa; Arthropoda; Arachnida; Sarcoptiformes; Oppiidae. The record is from the annotation of a GenBank genome assembly.
CUAUUCAAAUUUAACGAAUUGUUGGAAACGACUAAAGAUGAGGGCGAAGACACCACUAAUGGGGUAGUGAUUGACACGAGAAGUCUUCGGGAGCUGUGUUUCGAAGUCGGCUGUCCUGAUGACCAGAAACAC